Rhipicephalus microplus (southern cattle tick) is the source of this 8074-nucleotide messenger RNA. RefSeq names its product scm-like with four MBT domains protein 2. The record is from RefSeq and is a predicted model, not a curated record. Lineage: Eukaryota; Metazoa; Arthropoda; Arachnida; Ixodida; Ixodidae. Gene Ontology annotation, cellular component: nucleus. Gene Ontology annotation, biological process: negative regulation of DNA-templated transcription. Gene Ontology annotation, molecular function: chromatin binding; histone binding.
CGCUGCUGUGCCGCUGUGCCGCUCGCUGUUUCUGGAUGAGUGCGUGACGGUCGACUGCUGGAACUGCCUGCGCGACUGCGAUUUCGGCGAAUUUGAAGCCCGCAUAAAUCUCCAGGAGGAGAAGCGGCACCAGCGGCCAUGAGCGGCAAGGUGCUGAUUUUGCCCAAGAGGGAGGGAAGUCCUCACAAGAGGCAAAGCCUCACAGGGAGCAUUGAGGAUGAUGGAGAGGCCGAGUUCCACUGGGACGACUACUUGGAGAGCACGCAGAGUGAAGCCGUACCAGCUACAGCGUUCGCCCAUGUCGAGCACAGCCUGGAGAGUGGCCUGCGGCCAGGUAUGAAGCUGGAGGUGCCACUUAGCACUGCCGAUGGUGGAAAUGGCAAUGGUGGUAACGGCGGCGGUGUCUACUGGCUGGCCUCGGUGGUGACCACGUGUGGCCCGCUGCUGUCCCUGCGCUACUUGGGCUAUGGGGCGGACCGGUCGGCCGACUUCUGGUGUGACGUGGGCACCAACGAGGUGCAUCCGCUCGGCUGGUGCGCCCGAAACCACAAACCUCUCAAGCCACCUCAGGCCAUUGUGGAGAAGCAUUUGGACUGGGAGAAGUUGCUGGCCGACGAACUGAAGAGUGCUGUCACUGUGCCAUCCUAUGUUCUUGAGAUGAAAGGCUCAGCCCCCAUUGACCAGAUCCAGCCAAACAUGAAACUGCUUGUGCUUGAAGAAGAGAACCCACUGAAUGGCUGGGCGGCCUCCGUCCUGAAGAACGUGGGCGGUCGCCUGCUCCUGCGUUACGACGGCUGCAAUGACCCCCAGUGGGACCUGUGGCUCUUCUACCUCUCGCAUCGGGUCAAAGCGCUCGACAUGCCUUCACAUGGCGACCAGAACUAUCGACCGCCGCAGUGCAUUGAAAACCUGCACUCGCUGGAUCAGUGGAAGUGCAUAUUGCGCGAUUCCAUGGUGGAGGCCGAGAAGUACAACGGAAAGAUCUUGGCCAACAUAUUACAGCCACCGGUGCCGCUGUCUCAGCACAGCUUCGAGGUCGGCCACAAGGUGGAGCUGCUGAACCCCAUAAGCCGCACGGAGGCCUGCCCUGCCACGGUCACGGCCACUUUGGCUUCAGGACAGUGGUUCCUUGUUCAGGUGGACGACCUGGGGCAUCCGUCGAAAGCACCUCCUCUGGUCAGGUGGUGCCAUGCUCGAUCGCAGACUCUCCUGCCGGUCGGCUGGGCCCAAAAAAAUGGGCUGAUUCUCUUGGUGCCCCCUGGCUACCCGUUCGAGACAUUCAGCUGGGACGAGUACCUCACGUUGUGUGGUGCUAAAGCGGCGCCAAGGUCAUGCUUCCAUCUCGAAGAAGACAGCCUAGGAUUUGAGCCAAACCAGAAGCUGGAGGUGGUUAACGGCAAGAAUCCCAAUGAGCUGUGUGUUGGAACAGUGGAACGCAUCUGCCCUCCACUGGUGUGGGUCCACCUAGAGGAUGGCAGCGAGGGUGGCACCAGCGUGGUGCUUCCACUGCGCUCGCAGCAGCUGUUUCCCGUCGGAUGGUGCGGUUCAAACGGGUGGCCCCUUCGCAAGCCCCGCGACUGGGCCCCUCCCCAUCAUCCUCCUGCCCUGUCACCAUUGAGGCGUGGAAGUGGUGGGGCAGCGGCUCCAUCAUCAUCUGCAGCGGCCACUGACACAAACAGCAAGAAGUCAAGUUCUGUGGAGGCCAAGUCAGGCUGGUGCCCUGCGCUGCACCUGAACCACCGGUGCUUCUCGGGCCCUCUGCUGUCCAAGGGGCGCCUGGCUGAACUCCCGCGUCAGACGGGGCCGGGUCCCGUAGCACUGGUGCUGCGUGAGGUCCUGGCACAGCUCAUCGGUGUCGCCUACAAGCCCAGCAGGGUGCUUGCCAUCCUCCAGCUGCGGGGAAGCCCUACACCAGGCAUGCACCAGCAGAUACUCAAGGCCAAGUACAAAGGGAAGACGUAUCGAGCCACAGUGGAGACGGUGCGCAGCAGCGGGGAGGUGGGCGCCUUCUGCCGCAGCAUCUGCGAGAAGCUCGAGUGCUGCCCAAACCUGUUCGGACCCACGAGCUUUGGCGAGAACUCCUGUCCCAAUAAUUGCUCGGGACUCACCAAGACCAAAUACACCUACCACUUCGUGCGCAAGCGGCACAAGCGGCAGAUGGCCAUGCGCAAGGCAAAGCAGGCACGGUCCGAGAGUCCUGCAUCUGGAGCUAAUGCCUCGUCCAGCGGGUCCACGGGCGAGCCCUCAGAGCCAAAGAAGAGCCGGCUUGAUGUCACGGCACCUGAACAAAGUACAGUUUCCCAGGAAGUCAGCACUACUUCCCCUCCUGCCACAAACGCCACCUCUGCUGUUGCUGCUACUGCCGUGAAGAAGUCUGAGCGACUGUCAAAUCGUCAAGCCCCACAGCCAGCCACUCGGAUCGGACAACGGCCGCCUGGCAGACCACCUGGCAGACCACCUGGCAGACCACCUGGCAGACCACCUGGCAGGCCGCCUGGCAGACCAGCCGGCAGACCACCCGUCAGACCGCCUGGCAGACCGCCCGGCCGACCACCCAAGUCUGCCAACAGGCAGCCUCCUCCGGUUGAGCCACAGCCUGCACGUCCGCCAGAAGAUCGACCUGGAGUGCGUACGCGAGGUGCGCGCCUGCCCGACUUCAAGACCCUCAACUUGGACCUGCGGUGGCAGAAGCCACUGAGGGCGCGUCUGGUUUCCAACAAGAAGCAAGAGCAGCAGCAGCAGCAGCAGCAGCAGCAGCAGGCUUCCCGAUCCGACACUCCGGACUCCCUCUCCUCCGAAGGCACUACAGAGUCGGUAUCAAGCACACAGCAGUCGCAGCAACCGAGGCACCACAUUCCCCAACUCCUCCUGGACUCCAACCCGAUCGAGUGGAGUGUUGGAGAUGUGGCUCGUUUUGUCUCUGGCACCAAUUGCGCGUACCUCGUUCGUGCCCUGCAGGAACAGGAGAUUGAUGGACAGGCUCUUCUUCUGCUGACUCUUCCCUUGGUCCAAGAGUUCUUCGAACUUCAGCCAGGUCGUGCCAUCCAGUUUUGCCAGCUGCUGGAACGCAUCAAGCUGGCCUUCUACGUCCAGUAUGCCAAGUGAAGUGACACCGCGAGCAUCCAAGACGAAGGAGCAAUGCGAUUACCGGUGACAUCAUUAGUUUGUGUCUCUGUUGUUUCGCCUGCUCUUCUGUGAUAAAAGCAGACGAAAAGACUAAGUGGGCUGUCCUGUGUGCUCGGAAUGCCGAUAUAAACUUUGAGAUUGAUGUCUGAUAAUAUUUACUGUUCAAGUGCUUCCUGUCAAACAUGACCAUGUUGGCACGGGUCGGCUAGUGACAAGCUGUGACAUUGGUGACGGUACCUGCCUUCCUGGGUGAAAGAAAAUCUUUCGACGAUUGUUUGUCUUGCAGUCAUGGCAGUCUCCCGAAUCACUGAGUGAUGGGCAACUGGUGUGACGUCGUGUAAAACAUGGUGUUCGUCUAAUUAAAGGUCUGCAAGUGAACAGUGAAGCGUGAAAACAGAGUGAUGCUUCGCUAGAAUUUCACUUUGUGGUGAUAGGGCUGACAGUUUUGGCAGGCGCAAUCUGUGAUUCUACAGUUAUGGACUGACAGGGUGUGUAUUGGGCCAAGACUUCUUGCAGCGUGUUCCCUGGAGAACAACACGAAGCUCUUUAUGUAACAUUUGAGUUGGGCACUUCAAAGGUGUGAUCUUGUAUGCGUUAUGUUACAUCGUUUGUCCUCGCCACUCGCGAUUGUUCGAGGCUCACGUAAAGGGCACGAAUGGGGUCAGUCACGUGACCCUUAUGCGGGGGCAACGAACAUUCCUUUAAAGAGUGCACACAAGUCCACAACCCGGGUCUGCUCCUUGGGACCACACAUCUUUUAUGGUGUGUUUUCCAGUCUUGCAUCGUUGAGUACCCGAUUCCUUGAAGUCUUAUUAUGAAAGGGUUUUCUUCCUACAUUUUUAACCCAAGAAUUUUGCCUGUAUUACAUUUUGGUUAGUAUUAUAUUGUGAGCUUUAUGGUAUGCAUCCUGGGAAAAUGAUGGCAUUUGCUAGAAUUUAAAAAAAAGCGAGAAACCUCCAAGCUGGGCAUUUUGAACUAAGAAGUGUUGUUAGGCACAUUUUGACUGUUCACAAAUUCAUUUACUGUUUACUGUGUUCGUAAAUGUGUUGUCCGUGAAUGUUUUUAUGAUGGCAUUUUCUUUUAGUGGUUGUCAAGGGUGAAUGCGUUAAAUGUGUACUAGCUUACUUGACGUGGCGCCUGAGCGAAACGGCAGCAGAAUCUUUUCAUAGGCAAUCCCACACACGGAGAGUAAGCGGUGGUUUUCCUAUGUUGUCCAUUUUUAGGCUUGGCACUGGCUUGCACUGCGUAACAGGUAUGUCAUGUUAAAUAUGCGACAGUUAGCAAAAAUGUCAAGCUCACCUGUCUUGGAUUCAGUCUGCGAUUGUGAUUGUAGGGCGGAGUCGGCAGACAAUAAAUGCUAACCUGUUGUACUCGGCUCACCAUUAUUUAGAUGAGGUAAGCAGGACUUGGCCUCGUCAUCUCUACUGAUAUACACUCAAACCUCAUUAUAACAAAAUUGCAUCUUACAUGAAAAUAAGUUCUUAAUAACCGAAAAUGCGCUAUAAAGGUGUAUUCCUAACUCUCUUUCUAUUGGAAGACUAUUUUUAUUUACUUUGUUACAACUGAUAUUUCGUUAUAUCCACAUUUGUUAUAUUGAGGUUUGAGUGUAAUGAAAAAAUGCCUUCUAGCUGUGCAGUGUGCCCUUAAAAUAUGUACAACUUUUAAGAAGCAAUAUUCCUAGACAGCAAUAACCAUCAAUUGUGAAUUUUACGUGCAAUCGCAUUGAAAUUGCAAUUGGGCUGUUAGAGUGCUUCUGACAGGAAACUGCCUGAUGUGCAGUGGCAAAUGAAAAGCAACCAAAAUUGACGUUAAUUGUCGUUGAUUUGAAAAAUGAAACCAGAAAGAGUGUGCAGCUUUCAAGGGUGUUAAUACGUGGUGCCAAUUUUGACAGCUCUUGUGGGUCGCAGUGCCAUAAGCUUGUAUGUACAGUCUGAAAACACUAGGGUUUUUAGUGUUUCUCUUGAGCUUUCUUAUUCAGUGCAAUGCAUUCAACCACAGCGUAAGAAAUAGCAGAAUAGUUGGAAGGCAGGCUUUUAGACCUGUAGGAAUGACUGGUGCAUCCCUCGUUUUUUUUUUUUUUUUUAAAGUGUACGAGCAUCCUCUUGCAUAGUUACACCCUUAAAGGUGUACAGUGCUGGUUCUCGCAUUCAGUCUGCUGUUCGUUCUAGCAUGAUGUGCCAUUAAGCCACUUUAAGAAUGAAAGAGAGGGUGAUGCUUUUCGAAUGCAAUUCCAAGAGCUCUCAGACUUUGCAGUGAACAUUCGUUUUCGACUUGAGAGCUGAGAGUGAGGGAGUUUAAGAAAAUGAGUUAUUCCCAUCUAAGGAGUGAACGGGGCUCCCCUUAGUUUGAAGAGUGUAUGUGCAAAUACUUGUGUGUUUGGUUUCCUUAUUGUGAAUGCUACAAAAGUGGUCUAUAAUUGAUAUAGUGUGGAUAAAUGUGGCCAGAAUUUUUCUUUUUUUUUUCCGGCUUUGAAACUGCCUACACACUGUUGUAUUUAGUGAUUUAAUGUAGAUCUUUUUAAUGGUAGUCAUUGCAAUUCACAAUUGCAACUUACAAUUGAAAUACCUGGGAUCAAUGUGGAGUUGAGACAAUGGUUGUGAGGGGAAACUGCAUACGCACAGCAUACACUUCAGCAUCAGUUUUAGCAUAGCUUUUCUCACUUUUCACAUGAUUUACGGACUUUCAAUCCUACAUCCUAGUUGGCUGAUCUAGGUUAUCAUUAACAAAAGUCUAAAGCUUCAAGCCUUUGUGUCAUAAUAGUUGACAGACAGUUGGUACAGUAUACUCGCACUUUAUCUUUUUGCCAGUGGAUGUUGUUCAGCCCAUCUAAUCGUGCAAUUUUGUUGAGAAGUACCUGUUUAGACCCACUGGCACCACUAAACGCGCAAACCUUUCUGCAGUGCGAAAUUAAAUUUACACUGUGACACGUAGCAACUUAGUUGCAUCAAGGUACUCUGCUUAGCUCUUUUCAUUCUUUCCGCUGCCUUGUCUCAGCCAUGGAAGUUUCUGCUGUGUAGCUAGCUUGUUUCAUCUAAGAGGUACCGUUGUGGCUUUUGCGUGCUGUCCAAACACUGCUUAAGUGCACAGCCUGCUAUCAUCUUUCGGAUUAAACCGACACUGCUGACCUCAUUAUUUCAUUGUGGUUCACCUAUUUUAUGCUAGGCUUGACCCCAAGGAGUGAGCUUGCAGUUCCCUCACCUUGUGGCCUGUUUCCAGUGCCUUUGAUUAGUCGCCUAACUUGAAAGACCGGAUGAAAAUAAGCAACUAUGCUUUUUACAAGAGAGAAGGUGGUUCCAGAAUAAACGUUAAAAUGUAGCUAUCACUGUUGAAUGUAGCUUAGUUUUGUAGUAGCAGAGCUUUAAUGUUAUUUUACGGGGCAGUGUAGGCCCGGAAUAAUGCUCAUGGAAAUGACCAAUCAAAGAUGCUGUCACCAUGCAUUCCACAACAAGAUGGAUGCGUAAGCUUAUAACAUAUCGUGCUUACACCUCCUAAAUCUGGUUGUCUAUAUUUUGCCACGACUUAUGGGACGAUUAGCUUGACAAGGAGGCUUUGCACACGUGUGGACGAAUGAACCACAUAAUUUGACAAGUGCAUGAUAUGUUGCGGUUAGCAUUUGGCACGGCAUCCUAACGACUGUAGAGGGGUUGGGAUCUGUUCACUGCCUUGUCGAUCAUGUACGAAUACUCAGCCAGGAUGUUAAAAGUACCAAAAGGAGGAGCAAGUUGUCUGCAAUGAUCGCAGUGUGUGCAGAUAGAGGUCGAUAUGCACAGAAAUUCGCCAGCAUGCAUUUUUUCUUGCUGUUGAGUAUUUAGAAAGAAAUGCGUGGUACUGCACUUAACUCCUGCACACAGUACAACUACUGCUGUACUUUUGUGUAUUGUCAUGCUUGUGGAAACUAUACUGAGUUCACUGCAGCAUGCUCAGGCUCGCCACAAAUGUCUAGAUAAUUAAAGAGGCUUCUUCCAGGCUAAUUUUGUGCAAUAAAUGGCACGAAAUUCACAGAAUACCAAGGUGGUACCAAGAAAGAUUGUCUAUGUAGUGCUCGGUUUUAGGGCGUGACAGUUUUCGUCAUAGUCACAAAUUGAGUUUGCAAACCGCCAAGAUACUAUUGGGAAAUAAGACACCGUGCCAUUUAAAUUAUUGAGUUUAAUCGAAUUAACUAAAAGGAACUCUGGCACGGCGUUCGUUCGGUCCCCAUGGGAAUUAUGGGUAGUACCACGCGGAUUUGCCUGGUCUUCGUGCUUGCGGGUUUUGCAUUCACUUGAGGCUUUGUUUAUUGUUGUGUUUUGGUUUUGUUCCAAAUGAAAGAACGGAAUGUUGUGGACUUCGUGAGCCGAUUUGAACUGGUGAGCCUAAAAAGGUCGAAGUGGUGAAGGUUAACUGCUUAAUCUUUGCUGAACUUCUUUCGGCAAAGUGGGUUCAGGCCACACGGAGCCAAAGGGAGCUCAAAGAACGAAGCUCAGACAAACAAGUGUACUACCCAUCAUUCCCACGCUGGCUUGGCACUAGUGCUAGUGUUCCAUGUAGUGUAUUUAUAGGAAAUGCUAUGAUUUAAAUUACACAACGGCAUCCACCGCUUCCGCAAAUGUAUUCAAAACAUAUGUGUGCAAAGUGCUAGUAGUGGCAUUGAUGUGAAUUAAUGACCUGAUAGUGUCUAAGUGAGAUGAUUUCAUCUGCCAUUGCACGAGUUGGACCAUUGCUUGCAUCGCAGUCAUCGUAUUCAUUGUGUUUUUUGGAAGGCCUCGUGCUUGUUGUCUUCGGCGUGAUCAAGAGCAGACCAGUGGGCAUUUCUCACGGGUUUGCUGUGUGCAUGUGUUGCGUGUUCCAACUCAUUAAAGGUGAGCGCAUCAAUCGCUGUCGAUACCAAAGUGCGAGAAUGUUGUUAUCUAUGAUCAAAAGUCUAAUGCAUAUGUUAUUUUUCUCCGCGAAUAAAAGUACGCCGUCCGAA